Funneliformis geosporum is the source of this 1110-nucleotide messenger RNA. NCBI's taxonomy places the organism in Eukaryota, Fungi, Glomeromycota, Glomeromycetes, Glomerales, Glomeraceae. The record is from the annotation of a GenBank genome assembly.
AUGCCUAAUUGUCUUUAUUGUUCAGAAUACGAACAAGAUUUAGAUCCUGACGGGCGUUCCGGUGAAUAUUGUAGUGAUGAUUGUCGUAGGAAAGCUUUAACUUCAGGAUUUACGAAACCCUGUAUACAUUGUAAGGAAUUUGCUAAACUUGAAUCAAGUCAAUACUGUGGCUGGUUUCAAUGUAGAAACGUAUCAAAGUGCACGUUAAAGUGUAUGACCUGUAAAGAAAAUGACGUUACGGUGUUAAAUUCUUUAUGGUGUUCUAAACGAUGUCGAAACAAGACACCUAAUUGGAAAUCCUUGGUAAAGAGUCAGGAAUUAUGUUUGAAGUGUAAAGAAGUUUAUGCACCUUUUAAGAAAGAUUUUUGUGCAAAAUGUGAAGAAUGGGUUAAUUGGAACGGACCUUGUGUAUUCAAACUUUCUAAAACUAGUGAAAAAUAUGAAGAUGUUUCUAAUCAAUUUGAAAAUUCUUGGAAACACGUGAGCAAGGUUUUACCAAGAAUACAUACAAUAUACAAACUUUUUCUCGAUGAGCAAAUUAAAUCACAGUACAACGAGCAUCGAGAAAAUAUUGAAAAAUUAAGGAAACUUGAGGGUCGACCAUUUCCCAAAGGUGAUGGCAAGCGUCUAAUGACAAAAGGAAAUGAGCAACGUAGAUUUCAUGGAACAAUAAUGGAAUGUCUUUUGGGGAUUGAGACGGAUACACUUUGUUCGAAUUUAAAAUGUGCAGUAUGUGGAAUAAUAACGGAAGGAUAUAAAUUAGAAUAUGCAAAAUCAUCUAGAUUUGGAUGUCAAAAAUUUGGGGAGGGAAUUUAUUUUUCAGGAACAUCAUCAAAAUCCGAUGAUUUCAAUGGCAAAUCUUUAAAAAUCUUCGAAGGUAUAAAGUAUAAAGUAAUGUUUUUAAAUAAGGUAAUUGUAGGUAGAACUUUUGAAUUAAUUCAAGCAGACAAAAGUCUAACGGGCCCUCCAAAAAAUUAUGAUAGCGUUGUUGGGGAACCUGGUUCUUUACUUAAUUAUGAUGAAUUAGUCGUAUAUAAUGAAUCUGCUUGUAUUCCUCAAUAUCUUAUUGUUUAUGAAAAAAGCAAAAAAAUUAAAGUGAAGAAUUCAUAA